Molecule: messenger RNA, 1391 nt
Organism: Gossypium raimondii (Peruvian cotton)
Lineage: Eukaryota; Viridiplantae; Streptophyta; Magnoliopsida; Malvales; Malvaceae
Product: signal peptide peptidase
Exons: 12
Coding region: 208-1233 (341 amino acids)
Biological process (GO): membrane protein proteolysis
Cellular component (GO): membrane; cytoplasmic side of endoplasmic reticulum membrane; lumenal side of endoplasmic reticulum membrane
Molecular function (GO): aspartic endopeptidase activity, intramembrane cleaving
Source: RefSeq, a predicted model, not a curated record
UUCAAGUUCAACGUCAUUUCCAUUCAAUCUGAAAAAAAAGAAGAAGAAAGAGAAUGAAAUCAAAUCUUUAGAUUUAUUCAUUUAAUUUUCUCUCUUUUGCUCUCAUUUCCUGCAACUCCGAUCUAUAAAAUUCCAUCGUUUGUUGGAAAGAGCAAGAGAGGAAAAUUAAAUCAAAGAUAAAACGAUUAUUAGCAAUAAAGGACGACAAUGAAGAACUGUGAAAGACUCGCUAAUUUAGCUUUAGCAGGGUUGACGUUGGCACCACUUGUUGUGAAGGUGGACCCUAACUUGAAUGUUAUUUUGACUGCAUGCCUCGCAGUAUAUGUGGGCUGCUAUCGUUCUGUCAAGCCAACUCCACCAUUGGAGACAAUGUCUAAAGAGCAUGCUAUGCGUUUUCCGUUCAUUGGGAGUGCGAUGCUGUUAUCACUUUUCUUACUGUUCAAGUUCUUAUCAAAAGACUUGGUUAAUGCAGUAUUGACAUGCUAUUUCUUUGUGCUAGGAACUGUUGCCCUUUCGGCAACAAUAUUGCCUGCCAUGAAACGCUUCUUGCCAAAGCAUUGGAAUGAGGACCUUAUCAUUUGGCGUUUUCCAUACUUCCGAUCUUUGGAGAUUGAGUUCACAAGGUCUCAGAUCAUAGCUGCAAUUCCUGGAUCCUUUUUCUGUGCAUGGUACGCUUCACAGAAGCAUUGGCUGGCUAAUAAUAUUCUGGGUCUCGCUUUCUGCAUUCAGGGAAUUGAAAUGCUUUCUCUUGGAUCUUUUAAGACUGGCGCCAUUCUCUUGACUGGGCUUUUUGUAUACGAUAUAUUAUGGGUUUUUUUCACUCCCGUGAUGGUUAGUGUUGCAAAGUCUUUUGAUGCUCCUAUAAAGCUUUUGUUCCCAACAGCAGACUCUGCACGACCGUUUUCCAUGCUUGGACUUGGUGACAUUGUAAUUCCUGGUAUUUUUGUAGCGCUAGCUUUAAGAUUUGAUGCAUCUAGGGGGAAAGAGAGCCAGUAUUUUAAGAGUGCAUUUUCUGGAUACACAGUGGGAUUGGUCCUUACAAUUAUCGUCAUGAAUUGGUUUCAAGCUGCACAGCCUGCACUUUUGUAUAUUGUACCAGCUGUUAUGGGAUUCUUGGCUCUUCACUGUAUAUGGAACAGAGAAGUCAAACCGUUAUUGGAAUUUGAUGAAUCAAAUACUGAAAUUAAAUCUCAAGAAGGCAGCACUGACGAAUAUAGCAAGAAGGUUGAAUGAAGUUAUAGAAAGGCAAGCCAAACCACUCUGAAACUAUAUAUAUACACAUAUAUAUAUAUAUAGCUUGAAAAGGAAAUAGUGUUUUAUUUCUUACUGCAAAACCAGAUUUUGGAAUUAAACAAUAUUGUUUUCAUUUUACAAAAAUUCCAAUUUGCAUA